AUGUCCGGUCCCGAAGAGAGUGACCACUCAGACCUGGAACUAUUUACGGCGGAUGAGGCAGGUGAUAUAUCUUCUAGUACAUCUCAGAGACCGACCCUCAAGACGAUAACAUCCUCUCAAACUCGACAACAGGCACUUGGUUCCUCCUCGCAACAUGCGCCCCCGAAUCUAUCGACGCACCUGCCACCUCUGAAUUCCUAUGACGGGCCGGGUAAAUUUGCGGCCACUCCUUUCACCACCGAAGAGCAUGCCGAGAAAGAAGGUGGCCCGCCGGACUGGUACAUCGAAGGACCUGGUCGUCGCGUGGGUUAUGACGAUCUUACGGCAAUCGACUGGAUCUAUGAAUACACUAAGGAGAGACAUCGGUUGAGAAAAUUGUUUUCCAGUAGCCAUGGGUUGGUUGGGAACCUCAGACAAAUCUUUGAUGCCAGUCAUGUCUGGCUAGUCCUUGUUGCGACGGGGAUCUCUGUUGGAUGUCUCGCAGCAGCUAUCAAUAUUGCCUCCGACUGGCUUGGAGAUAUCAAGACUGGCUAUUGCAAGAAAGGCGUCGACGGAGGGCGAUUCUACUUGAACAAACAGUUUUGCUGCUGGGGCCAUGACGAAUACGCCCACUGUCAAGACUGGACGCCAUGGCCAGUGGCGAUGGGUGUCGGGCCUGUUGGCGGCCGAUAUGUGAUCAGCUAUAUAUUCUUCAUCUUGUUUUCUGUCCUCUUUGCUGUUUCUGCUGCAGUGCUGGUCAAGCAUUACUCUUUAUAUGCUAGACAUAGUGGUAUUCCGGAGAUCAAAGUUGUACUCGGUGGCUUUGUCAUGAAGCGGUUCCUCGGUGGCUGGGCAUUGGUCAUAAAGUCGGUCGGGUUGUGUCUUGCUGUAGCUUCUGGUAUGUGGUUAGGUAAAGAGGGCCCGUUCGUCCAUCUUGCCUGCUGCUGCGCCAAUAUCGUUAUGAAACCUUUCGAAUCAUUGAGCCAAAAUGAAGCACGAAAGCGCGAAGUCUUGUCAGCAGCUGCAGCAUCUGGGAUUUCCGUGGCUUUUGGCUCUCCUAUCGGCGGCGUUCUCUUUUCACUGGAGCAAUUGUCAUAUUAUUUUCCAGACAAAACGAUGUGGCAAUCAUUUGUUUGUGCAAUGGUUGCCGCCGUCACUCUUCAGGCUAUAAAUCCAUUCCACACUGGCAAAAUUGUGCUGUACCAAGUCACCUAUUCGGAGGCAUGGCACAGUUUUGAAAUUGUACCCUUCGUAUUGCUGGGCGUCAUCGGUGGCAUUUAUGGAGGCCUGUUCAUAAAGUUGAACAUGCUUUUCGCUCGUUUGCGAAAAUCCCAGCAUUAUCCUUUACGCAACCGACCACUUCUAGAAGUCCUCAUUGUUGCUGCUAUUUCAGCAAUUGUCAACUUCCCAAACCUCUUCAUGCGAGCUCAGUUGUCAGAGCUCGUAUACUAUUUGUUCGCCGAAUGCGCAAGUAUAGGCAACAACGAUAUCUUCGGCCUCUGCAAAGUCACCACGGCUGGGUCUCUCGCAAUGGCAUGGCUUCUGAUCGCAGCUGCCAUCCUAGGAUUUCUCCUCUCCAGCAUCACAUUUGGUCUUCAAAUUCCAGCUGGUAUUAUCCUACCGACUUUGGCCAUCGGCGCAUUGUAUGGUCGAACAAUUGGUGCAUUGGUAGAGCUUGUGCACAGGAACUUUUCCACUUCGGUGCUAUUUGCUGCUUGUGAACCGGAUGUCCCUUGUGUUAUCCCGGGCACCUACGCCAUCGUUGGGGCUGCUUCAGCUUUGGCUGGGGUUACAAGAAUGACUGCUUCGAUCGUUGUGAUCAUGUUUGAAUUGACAGGUGCUCUCACUUAUGUGCUACCUAUCAUGAUUUCCGUCAUGUUGGCUAAAUGGAUUGGCGAUGCUUUUAGUACACGUGGCAUCUACGAGACCUGGAUCAACUUCAAAGAAUAUCCAUAUCUCGAGAACAAAGACGAUACACAGAUACCUCACGUUGGUGUCUCAAGUCUCAUGACGAGGGUGGAGGAGAUGCACUGCUUAGAUGCCAACAAGAGGCAUACUGUGGCGAGUUUACAGAGAGUUCUUCGAUCAACGACCUUUCGCGGCUUCCCGGUGGUUGCGUCCAAAGGGGCUCAUGAUGAUACCCUUGUCGGAAGGACUGCGAGACGGCACCCUCUCAGAGAGAACACUUUCUUGGGGUACAUAUCGCGAGCCGAACUCACAUUUGCAUUGGAUCGGAUGACGAAAUCAAGCACAAAUUUAGACCGCCCGCAGUCAGAAACCAUCACCCCGGACACGCCGUGUUACUUCGUCUAUCAUUCUGAAGUAAAUACUGUGCGAGGUAUAGAUCUACGGCCAUGGAUGGACCAGACACCGAUCACGCUUAAUGCCAACAGCUCGCUCCAACUUACAGUGAGCAUGUUUCAGAAUCUCGGACUGCGAUAUCUUCUCUUCGUCGACCGCGGGGCGUUUCGAGGGAUCUUGACCAAAAAAGAUGUAUGGUGGAUCUUGUCGGCAUCACAAGAGAGGCAGAAGUCUGGAGAGUUUGUUGCUGGUGCAGGACAUCUCCGCGAGACGACAGAUACGGAAGAAGAGGGAGAGGAAGAGGCCAGGGGCCUUCUUCAAGAAAACUCAGGAGAGACAAGUCGACACGCGAGGCCAGGUUGA
Molecule: messenger RNA, 2643 nt
Organism: Exophiala aquamarina CBS 119918
Lineage: Eukaryota; Fungi; Ascomycota; Eurotiomycetes; Chaetothyriales; Herpotrichiellaceae
Product: chloride channel 3
Exons: 4
Coding region: 1-2643 (880 amino acids)
Biological process (GO): transmembrane transport; chloride transport
Cellular component (GO): membrane; Golgi apparatus; early endosome
Molecular function (GO): voltage-gated chloride channel activity
Source: RefSeq, a predicted model, not a curated record